AUGUCUUCACUCGCCUUAAGAGUCAAACAAUCGCCAUCAUGGAAGUGGUGGUACCUCCUCAUGGUCCUUGGGUUAUUCUUGAUGUUCGUGAGCUUUGUGGUUAUUUUGUUCGUAAAGAUCAAAUUCAUCAAAUCAUCCAUACGAAAUCCAUCUUUGGAUGAAAAGCAUCAUAUAGACCAACCAUCCGCUCGUGCACAUCCUCCCGAAAGUUCUUCUUUGUUAAGGUCUAUGGAAUCAUCGCCAAGAGCCUCCAAUGUAUUGAUUCCGUCGAAUUCAAAAUCCAACACUCGAAUGGUUCCAAUGAAUGUUCUUGGUGAAGAAUUUUAUGCCAUCACCAUUGCAACAAAAAUCAACGAAAAUGCUUGCAAAUUAAUCUAUUCCGCUUUAAGAAAUGGAAUUAAUUUCAAUAUUUUGGGAUUCGGAAUGGAACAAUUCACUCUCUCUCAAAAAAUUGACAUCAUUUCUAAGGCAGUGAAAAAAGUGAAAAAUCCAAAUGCCAUUUUGAUGUUCUUGGAUGCCUACGAUGUGGUUGUUUUGCAACAUGCAGAGGCAAUUGUUUCUAAAUUUGUAAAUAACUUUUCCAAUUAUUCUGUUGUUUUCAACGCAGAAAUGAAUUGUCAUCCAUUUGGUGUGGUUGAAAGUGCAAAGCAACGAUGGGGAGGUGAUAUAUUUUGCCAAAAAGAGUUUCCACCGUCUCCAACUAGAUUUAAAUUUCUAAACUCUGGUGGCUUUAUAGGUCGUCAAUCAGCAUUGAUGGAUCUUUACAAGAAAAUUCUCGCUUUACCACAAGAUAUUAAGGAAGAUUUGUUCGAUGAUCAAGGAAUGACUGCCUAUGUUUGGUUGACUCAAGCAAGAGAUUAUCUCACUUUGGAUUACAGAGGAGAUUUGUUCUUGUCACUUCUUGAAGUCCAAACGAAUGAGAUACUGAUCCGGGAAAACAAUAAUCCUCCUUCUCGUGAAGAAGAUGCCGCAGCUACACAUGCUGAUUUUUGGUUGGAAUUUCAGGCUCACAAUAAUUAUCCAGCGGUUCUUCAUGGAAAUGGUUGGGGUAAAUGGAUUUUGCUUUACAUCCCAUUUCCAUGGAAUUGGAAAAAUUUACAAUUUACAAAGGCCACUGAUUUUGUGUACGUGAAUGGAGAGAAAAAAGAUUACAACUCAGUCUGCCAAAAUCUUAUAGAAGAAUGA
Messenger RNA from Naegleria fowleri, 1185 nucleotides. RefSeq lists its product as uncharacterized. The transcript is spliced from 2 exons. The record is from RefSeq and is a predicted model, not a curated record. The coding region runs from base 1 to 1185 and encodes 394 amino acids. NCBI's taxonomy places the organism in Eukaryota, Heterolobosea, Eutetramitea, Acrasida, Naegleriidae.